Messenger RNA from Spinacia oleracea (spinach), 1433 nucleotides. RefSeq names its product DNA repair protein RAD51 homolog. Gene Ontology annotation, cellular component: condensed nuclear chromosome. The transcript is spliced from 9 exons. The record is from RefSeq and is a predicted model, not a curated record. NCBI's taxonomy places the organism in Eukaryota, Viridiplantae, Streptophyta, Magnoliopsida, Caryophyllales, Amaranthaceae. Bases 215 to 1243 code for a protein of 342 amino acids. Gene Ontology annotation, biological process: double-strand break repair via homologous recombination; DNA recombinase assembly; reciprocal meiotic recombination. Gene Ontology annotation, molecular function: ATP-dependent DNA damage sensor activity; ATP hydrolysis activity; DNA strand exchange activity.
AGUCAACCCAUACGACCAUAUGAGCAUUAUUUAUCUUUACAAAGCUUCCCAAGCACGACUCGCACCCCACAGAAGAGUACUCGUCAUUUUGGCGCCUUGGUUGGACAUUUUCGAAUAUCUUUUGCUGUAACAUCUUCUUCCUCGUAGUCUCUCUCUUCCGAUUCAAGGUUUAUUCAAUCUUCAGAGUUUUCUGGGCAGAAUUCACAUCGCAAAAAUGGAGCAGCAGCAGCGAACCUCUAGGGCGGCGGCUCAAGAAUCAGAAGAAAUCGAAGAAGUACAACAUGGUCCUUCUCCUGUCGAACAACUUCAAGCAGCUGGUAUUGCGGCCAUGGACGUUAAGAAGCUUAAAGAUGCUGGCUUAUGUACAGUUGAAGCUGUAGCCUAUUCUCCACGCAAGGAGCUUCUUCACAUAAAAGGAAUCAGUGAAGCAAAAGUUGACAAAAUAAUUGAAGCUGCUUCCAAACUGGUUCCUUUGGGUUUCACUAGUGCUACUCAACUACAUGCACAGAGACUUGAGAUUAUUCAGAUAACAUCUGGCUCUAGGGAGCUUGAUAAAGUCUUAGAAGGAGGACUUGAAACGGGAUCCAUCACAGAAUUAUAUGGCGAGUUUCGUUCUGGAAAGACUCAGCUAUGUCACACACUCUGUGUCACUUGCCAACUGCCAUUAGACCAAGGAGGUGGUGAAGGAAAAGCAAUGUACAUUGAUGCCGAGGGGACAUUUAGGCCACAGAGACUUUUACAGAUUGCAGAAAGGUUUGGGUUGAAUGGUGCUGAUGUAUUAGAAAAUGUGGCCUAUGCAAGAGCAUAUAACACUGAUCACCAGUCAAGGCUUUUGCUUGAAGCAGCUUCAAUGAUGGUGGAAACAAGAUUUGCUCUUAUGAUAGUAGACAGUGCUACCGCACUAUAUAGAACAGAUUUCUCAGGAAGGGGAGAGUUAUCAGCUAGACAAAUGCACCUUGCUAAGUUCCUAAGGAGCCUUCAGAAGUUGGCAGAUGAGUUUGGUGUUGCUGUGGUCAUUACAAAUCAAGUGGUUGCCCAAGUGGAUGGUUCUGCAGUCUUUGCUGGUCCUCAAAUCAAACCUAUUGGUGGCAAUAUAAUGGCUCAUGCUUCCACAACAAGAUUAGCACUCCGAAAGGGAAGAGGGGAGGAGCGCAUAUGUAAAGUAAUAAGUUCUCCCUGCCUUGCUGAAGCAGAAGCAAGGUUUCAGAUCUCUACAGAAGGUGUUACGGAUGUUAAAGACUGAUACCUUGUCCUCUUACUUUCUGUCAAUAGGAAAGUUUGGAAGAGGGUGUAAAUUCUGUUAUGUAGAUUAGUUUUAUAGUAGCAAAUCUGAAAAUGUAGAUCCUUUGAUUGAAUGCCUCUUCCUGUAUUCAAUUGUCCUAAUACAUUACAUUGUGAUAUACCAGUAAAUUGGUUUCACUCCUUUUUGUCAA